Molecule: messenger RNA, 2808 nt
Organism: Cheilinus undulatus (humphead wrasse)
Lineage: Eukaryota; Metazoa; Chordata; Actinopteri; Labriformes; Labridae
Gene: arl10
Product: ADP-ribosylation factor-like 10
Exons: 4
Coding region: 129-989 (286 amino acids)
Molecular function (GO): GTP binding; GTPase activity
Source: RefSeq, a predicted model, not a curated record
UCUCUCCUAAACCACACUUAAAAGUUUAAAUAUCUGUUUCAUUUGGUUUACAUGCAAGUUUAUCAAAGAGGUUAAAAAGAAAGGAGUUUCUUCUUUCCAAGCAGCAGUGAACGCACCAUUUUUUCCUCAUGGGCGUCUCAAAACAAAAACAAGCAGAGAGAGAGAGAGAGAGAGAGAGAGAGAGAGAUCACAUGUCAGAUCCUUCGCCGGCACACACAAACGAGGAAGCGGCAGCAGCACCGGCUCUCCACUCAGUCCGUGUCCGGGAAUCAGUGAGUGUCCGCCGGGUUCAGCCGCUGGGUCCAGCCGCCGGGUCUAUGGUUCUGCUCCGGCACAUCUCCAUCGCCCUGACCGCCGCCGUGGCUGCUCUGGGCUCCGCGCUCUUCAUCGCCCUGAACUUCUUCUACAAGAGGAGGGUAUGGUCUCCACAGGCAGAGUACUGCACGAUCAAAGAGGAGGAAGAGGAGCGUGGGAAGCGUCAGGUUCUGGUCCUCGGCCUCGACGGAGCAGGAAAGAGCAGCAUGUUGCAGGGUUUGACCCCUGGGGAGUCUGCGGCUAAAAGAGGCCGCUGCAGACCCACCCGAGGCUUCAACUUCAUGAGCCUGAACGCCCCCGCCUGUCAGCUCGACUUCUUGGAGAUUGGUGGAGGGGAGGACCUGCGGAGGUACUGGUCGGACUAUCUGAGGAGGACUCACGUUCUGGUGUACGUCGUGGACUCUUCAGACCGGAGUCGCCUCCCAUUGGCUAAAGCUGAACUUCACCGCCUGCUGAUGGUGGAGCCUCAGCUUCCUGUGGUCGUCCUGGGAAAUAAGCAGGAUAAGCCGAACGCCGUGAGCGUGUCGGAGCUGCAUGAAGCCUUGUCUCUGGGCUCCGUGACGGACGAGAGAAAGCUGUUCCUCUUGGCUGCCCAGCUGGGCUCUGAUGAGGCCCUGAGGAACUCCUGCCGGGGCCUGGACACCUUCCAGGACCUGCUGCUCCAGCUCGUCUGAUCUCUAUCCACGCACAGAGGAAGAGAGGAGGAGACGGAGGGACCGAGAUAAAGGGAUGGCUUACUGGAAUCCUCCUCCUCCUCUGCCUUUCUCUUAUUAAAGCCGUGAGGCAGAGGAGGAGGAGAAGGUGAAGAAAGGCUGUGAAGUUAUUAAAGGAGGAAGUCAAAGCAGAGAGGUGCCUCCUCGUACUUUUGAACCACACAAGUUUGAAAAUAGCAGCUCUUGAAUCACAGAUGAAGAGGAGGUGCAGCAUGAGGAGGAGAGAAGGAUGGCGGUUUGUUCACGGAGUCUGUGACUCAGAAACAAAAGAUUUACCUCCUGCCGGUGACUCAGACUUUGGAGCAGACUUCAUGUCAACCUGUGACAAGCAUGUCAAUUCUCCUGUAUAUAAGUCAAGUCUGUAGAUUUAUACAGAAGCUGUCUGUUAUGUUUUUUUUUGUUUUCUUAAACCAUAUCACCGGUGCGUGCUCAUAGAUGUCAGGUAAUAUUCAGGGCUGAAAAGUUUGGAGCCCCAGGAGACUGAGUGCACCACCUCCGUGAAUUUAUCGCCCAUGUGUUUGGAAGAUUCUCGCUGACUCCUACACUGAGGCUUUUAUGAGAUUUUGGGGGAUUUUAGUGAGGGAACUUAAAGGGACCUGCUGACGUUAAUGUUAUUUUUAAGCUCACGACUCAAACGACAGGUUGUGUGAGAAGAUUUCCACGCUUUUUCGUGGGUUUCUGCACAUUUUGAGACAUUCUAGGACGCCUUUGUUUGGUAUAAGUUACUGUUGAUCAUGUAUUAAACCAUCAGCCAUGGUGAGGAGUGAGACAGGCCACACCUUUGGGGUAGAGGUGGCGAGGAUACCGUCCAGGCUGGUGGUAAUGUUUCCAUAAGCAACAUCGACCAUUUUCACAGUUAGAGUGGAGUGCAAAGGAUGAUGGGUAUGCAAGGGCAUAUGGUACAUAGUUAUAAUUAAGGUAAAACUAAUGAUACUCGACUGAGCUUGCUUCCUGAUUGGCUUGUUUCUGCAGAGAAAAUUAAAAGUGGACGGUAACGAUCGCUGCAGUGUUUGUGAGCUGUUAAAGGUUUACUACACCAGGUUGGUGACACUUUCCCGUCCGCUUGCUCUGAUUGGCUAUUACAUAGACUCCAUCAGACUUGUAAAUAUGAUACUUCAAGACUGGGAUGGCAGUAAAAUCCUGAUAUUUGGACAGAUAAUCCGUCACAACAAGCCUUGAAUUGCCCAUUAAAACACUCCUGUCUGCAUGAUAAUGUGUUUAUUCAUAUUCAUUAAACAGAGUUGUCUCUCUCAGCACAACCAAAUAUUUGCUACCUAGAAACUCACAGCUUUCAUGAUUUACACGCCUUCUCCAGGGACUCAGUGUUACUCAGUAUUAUGGAGGCCCAUCUCCGCCAUUUAAAAAAGAAAAGUUUUAACAUUAGACAAUUUAAAUAAAAAAAUCCAAUGUAACAAUAAUGAGAUUAAAAGUCAUACUAGUCAAAUAAAAAGUCACAAUUAUGAGAUUAAAAGUCACAAUUAUGAUAUUAAAAGUCAAAAUUAUGAGAAAAAAAGUCUGGAUUAUGCCAUAAAAAGUCACAGAUAGGAGAAUAAAAGAGAAUAAAAGGAGAAUAAAAGUCAAAAUUAUGAGAUAAACUUUAAAAAAAUGAGAUUAAAAGUCACAACUAUGAGAUAAAAAACAAUUAUGAGAUUAAGAGUCACAAUUGUGAGAUUAAAAGUCAAAAUUCUGAGACUGAAAUUCACAAUUCUGAGAUUAAAAGUCACAAUUAUGAGAUUAAAAGUCACUAUUAUGAGAUUAAAUAUCAAAAUUAUGAGAUUAA